AUGUCCAGAACAAUGCCUGCACCAAUUUCAAUGGAUAGGCCUAUAGAACGCUUUGUAGAGGUGGUUCAAAAGCGAAUACUCAAGGGACGUAGACUAARGACAAUAGUCCUUACGCACUACGGCUCUUUGUUGUCGCUGGCUGUGGAUAUAAAGUCCCAAAUAGCAACAGARGGACAGCAAGAAAUGGCGAGCGCUAUAGAGGUUAUUGGUGCUAUAAUUACGAGAGCUUUAUUCGCUUCACAUGGAGCUUUCGUCGUUAUGAUGGUCGUGAACUUGUUUCCAGGAAACGAGUACUGGUAUUUGUUGAUUGGGCUUUGUUUACUGGGCCUCGAGAUGUGCUUUACUUUGUUUAUUCGGAGAGGACGAGAAUACAAAUUUGUCUGGCCAAGCUGUUUCUUCUAUUUGUGUUCUGUUGUUCCGUGCAUUUGGAUCAUUGAACUGAAACAACUCGAUGGUAGAAUYAUGAGAAGCGCGCAGAGUACUACACAGUCACGACUAUUCGGGUUCAAAUACGACGAAGAUUUCGCCCGUAAAUUCAGCGAAGUAGGACUGGUUCUUAUUAUCAUCGCUGGCCGUUGGAUCCUACCACGUGGUCCCAUAACACGUGAUCAACUCUCCGCUCUCUUGCUGGAGUAUGUUGCUAUAGCAGCGGACAUUUUGGAAAUAUUUCAAGCAUUCGAGGAAGAAGAGGUUAUGAAUAAUAGGAAUGUAAUUAGAACAACUUUGGGAAUAUACUCUUGGAGUCUUCUACAAUUUAUAAUAUGCUUCACGGCUUUUUCUGAGGACAAGGAAGAAGAGGAAGAACAAGAUGAAGAAAAUGGCGAAAAAAAGUCUGGCCAAAACCCACAGCUUCAGGGACAGAAUUCAAGAAAAUAUUUACGAAAAUUGAUUGAGAGAAAAGAAAAAGAAGAAAAAAAGAAAAGAGAAGAUUCCUACAAGGUUAAAGAAGAAGAUGGAGUACAACAAAGACAACUUCAUGGCGAUGUUUAUGGUAUUCUUGCUGCGAUCUUCAUGCAAGAUGGUCCAUACCUCGGCCUACGAAUGUAUUUGAUUGUGCAACAUAGCAUUCGAGGAGAGCUGCAGUUCUUUUUCGCUGGGAAAAACACUGUUACCAUUGCGUUAUUACUGUAUAGACUGUAUGCCAUUCAGUGCAAACGUAAAGAGGACGAUGAAGUUUAUGAUAAGCAAAUGAGRGCKGCUUCMGAYGCYAUUUUACAAGUUAGUUACUUGAAAGAGUGGAGGAAUUCAAGCAGCGRAAAGGACAUGGAUGAAAAUGGAAACGCACGACACGAAGAYAAAAUCAAGAAACAGAUUUCAUUUGAAGCGAAGGCUUGAAACAUUGCCAAAAAAAUAUUAUAAAAAGAUGUUUCUUGAGAAACAAACAAUAGCACGCAAAUAYGAAACAAACAAACGAAAAAAAUACGUUUCUGUUACAUUAUUGAUCGUUUUCAACCAUUCCAAUAAUGAGAUUCAAAAGAUAAAAGACCGGCGACCAUGUUGGAGGAAUGAGCAAUAGAUACUAAUGAGAAAUCCUUUGUUAAAGUUCAUCCAAGAUGGCCGCUGUGACGUUCAGUGAAAACGGAGAAUAGAUGAUAUGCCAAUAAGAAAAUUAUUAUUGUAAAUAAAAAGUUCUAUUUUUUAUACUCCACAAUAAAUAAUUAUAUGAAUAAAACAACACUGAUCAUGU
Exaiptasia diaphana is the source of this 1687-nucleotide messenger RNA. Its product is annotated as transmembrane protein 26. Lineage: Eukaryota; Metazoa; Cnidaria; Anthozoa; Actiniaria; Aiptasiidae. Bases 1 to 1335 code for a protein of 444 amino acids. The record is from RefSeq and is a predicted model, not a curated record. The transcript is spliced from 7 exons.